This is a messenger RNA of Galeopterus variegatus (Sunda flying lemur), 2626 nucleotides long. RefSeq names its product KIAA1919 ortholog (gene SLC60A2). NCBI's taxonomy places the organism in Eukaryota, Metazoa, Chordata, Mammalia, Dermoptera, Cynocephalidae. Bases 74 to 1630 code for a protein of 518 amino acids. Gene Ontology annotation, biological process: transmembrane transport. The record is from RefSeq and is a predicted model, not a curated record. The transcript is spliced from 4 exons.
GGCGGCGGCGGCGGCGGCGGGGUCCCAGAGGGGCGGCCGGGCCGGGAGCGUGCUGCGCUGGUUCACCACCGUGAUGGUGUUUGCCGCCUUCCUGGGGCUGGGAAUGAGUGUUGCUAUACUGGGACCCACGUUUCAAGAUUUGGCAACAAAUGUGAACCGAAAUAUCAGUAGUCUUUCUCUAAUUUUUGUGGGCCGUGCCAUUGGGUAUUUGACAGGUUCUGUGAUUGGUGGAGUUCUUUUUGACUUUAUGAAUCAUUUUUUACUUUUGGGGAUAUCACUGUUGGUUACCACAGCUGGUCUUUAUCUUGUUCCUUUUUGCAAGACAGCAGUAUUGCUGAUUGCCAUGAUGUCUGUCUUUGGUGUUUCACUUGGCUUUCUGGAUACAGGUGGUAAUGUCCUUAUAUUGGCUCUUUGGGGGGACGAAGGAGCCCCACAUAUGCAGGCCUUACACUUCAGUUUUGCCUUGGGUGCCUUUUUGGCGCCACUGCUGGCUAAAUUGGCAUUGGGCGCAACAGUGCCUGCUGAAAACCACACAGAGCCUGACUUUCACCAUCCUCUCUGCAACCGAUCAUCUGAAGCUGACUCAGAAUGUCUAUUUGGAGCACCUGAUGAUUUGAAUUUACUGUGGGCUUAUGCUGUUAUUGGUACUUACAUUUUGAUAGUUUCUAUCUUUCUUUUUAUUUUGUUUUUAAAGAAAAGCUCAAGGCAGGAAAAAGCAAAACUAUCUGUUCAGAUGUCCCGAAGAGCUAAAUAUCACAAUGCCCUUCUUUGUCUCCUUUUUCUGUUCUUCUUUUUUUAUGUUGGAGCUGAGGUAACAUAUGGCUCUUACGUUUUCUCAUUUGCAACCACCCAUGCUGGUAUGAAAGAAAGUGAAGCGGCUGGGUUGAACUCCAUCUUCUGGGGGACUUUUGCAGCCUGCAGAGGCCUGGCAAUCUUUUUUGCUACAUGUUUGCAACCUGGAACCAUGAUUGUGUUGAGCAACAUUGGCAGCCUAGUGUCAUCUUUAUUUCUGGUGCUCUUUGACAAGAACCGAAUUUGUCUCUGGGCAGCAACGUCAGUGUAUGGGGCCUCAAUGGCAACCACGUUUCCCAGCGGAGUUUCUUGGAUUGAGCAGUACACAACCAUCCAUGGGAAAUCUGCAGCAUUUUUUGUAGUUGGUGCUGCCCUGGGUGAAAUGGCUAUUCCUGCCAUGAUUGGAAUUCUUCAAGGAAAACACCCUGAUUUGCCUGUAGUCCUGUAUACCUCUUUGGGGUCAUCAGUAGCCACUGCGAUUUUAUUUCCUGUGCUGUAUAAAUUAGCCACCGCACCUCUUGAUCGCCAGCGAAAAGGAAACAGAAAGACGGAGGACCAGAAAGCUUUGCUUUCUAGCUCUGGGCUGAAUGACUAUGAGGAAGAGAACGAAGAGGAUGAUGCGGAAAAAUGGAAUGAAAUGGAUUUUGAAGUGAUUGAAAUGAAUGCCACAAUGAGGCAGUCUGUAACAGAGACAUCUAGAAAUGUUUUGAUGGAGCCCACAGCAGCUGAAGUCUCUAACCAAUUCCUCUCAGGUGCAUUGGUGUUUGAAUCCUCUGCAGCCAACACUGGCAACUCACUUGUGAACCACCUUGCCAGAAACCAGGACAAAAGGGACUAACACUUAGAAAAGAUGGAUCACUUACUGACUUCCUUAAAUAAUCACCACUUCUGAAGAGCCCAGUAAGAGCAGAGCAUUACCAGAUUUUCAGCAUGCUUUGGGGAUAAAAAUUUUAGGUCCGAUUAUACAGCAAAUGCUAAAAAGUUUUGAAAUGUUCUGUAAUUCCAAGAGUCUUCCAUAAAUAACCAAAUGGUCUCAUAUAGUAAGAUCUUGUUACGAGACUAGUGUUUGGCAUGUGGCUGAUCAGGUAAUAUUUUGUGGCCUUUACUCCUCAGAGCAUGCAAAGAAGGCAUUUGUUUUUGAGAAGUUGGGUACUGUUCUAAUAGAAUGAAACCAUGUAGGAGUUGAAUUGAUUUGCUGAACAAAGUAUCACACAUCAAUAUUUUGCCAGGGAAGUUGAAGAGUAGUUUCACGAAAGAGCAUUGGAAAUGACAGAUAAGCUUUACUAUGUUUUAUCUUAUCUGUAGGGUUGAACCAAAAAAUGCUACUGACUUAAUUGAUUUCUGAUAUCUGUGAAGAGAACAUAGGACAGGGCCCAAGCGACCUGGCCUCAAACUUUGGUCUGCCUUCACCCUCUGUACACAGUCACUUAAUGUAGACCUCAUUUAUCUCAUCUUCUGAUCAUCUCUGAUUCUAGAAAUGCAAGUGAGAUGAUUUCCAAAUUGGGAAUCCAUACGUUUUGAAGUUUGUGCAAGACGUCUGCUAGAAAUUAAUGUUAAGUGCCAGCUCAUUCUUCAUUUCAAGUGAGAAAUGAAACAAAGAUGAUAAAUAGCUUUAAGAAUGUACUACUGAUUGUGAAUACAUGUCAAUUUAAUAUACUUGAUGUUUAAUACUUUAUUUGAAUAAUUAUCUGAAGGACACAUUUUUUAGUUCUGCAUUUUGUCAGUUCUAAGACAUAACCUUUUUUUCCCACACUUUUAACAUCUCUGAAGUCAAGAUAUGUCUUACAGUUAAUGAUCAUUUAACAUUGUGACAAAGUUUAAUUGACAGACUUUU